AGUCAGCCAGCUGGGCUGGCUUAGUCCAUACACGACCCGCCGACGGCCGAGAGCGCAGGGAGAACUACAUUUCCCAGUGGUAACAGGAACCACCAUGUUUUCCCGUGCUCCUCUGGGCCUGCGGCAGCCCGCGCCUGGGCGCUAUAGCAACGGUAGCUAGCUGAGAGCGAACGCGGAGAGAGGCCAUGUCUGGUCCAAGUGAUGAGACGGCAGGAGAUCUGCCAGUGAAAGACACAGGUCUGACCCUCUUUGGAGUCGGAGGGUUACAAGAAACUUCAACUGCACGAACAAGGAAGACUCGCCAGGCCGUGUCACGUGUCAGUCGUGAGGAACUGGAAGACAGAUUUCUGCGUUUGCAUGAUGAGAACAUUUUACUUAAACAGCAUGCCCGCAAGCAAGAGGAUAAAAUUAAAAGAAUGGCCACCAAGUUAAUACGGCUAGUUAAUGACAAGAAAAGAUAUGAGCGGGUUGGUGGCGGCCCCAAGCGGCUGGGACGAGAUGUAGAAAUGGAAGAAAUGAUUGAGCAGCUGCAAGAAAAAGUUCAUGAGCUUGAAAGACAAAAUGAAGUCCUCAAAAACAGGUUAAUAUCAGCCAAACAGCAACUCCAAGUCCAGGGGUACAAGCAGACUCCGCACAGUCGUGUGCAGGCUCGAGUUAACACUGGCCGCAGGCAAGCAAGCUCGAGUACAGGCUUCCAGGAAUGUCCCAAGAAAGGUAUAAGAUUCCAAAAUGUAGAUGAAGCAGAAACUGCACAGCCCACACUCACAAAAUAUGGCAAUAGUUUACUUGAAGAAGCCAAAGGAGAAAUAAGAAAUUUAGAAAAUGUUAUUCAGUCACAGAGAGGCCAGAUAGAAGAAUUAGAGCACAUGGCAGAGAUUCUGAAAACUCAGUUGAGGAGAAAAGAAAAUGAAAUUGAGUUGUCUCUUCUUCAACUUCGAGAACAGCAAGCUACAGAUCAAAGGUCAAAUAUCCGGGACAAUGUAGAAAUGAUUAAGCUUCAUAAGCAACUAGUGGAGAAGAGCAAUGCCCUUUCAGUCAUAGAAGGCAAAUUUAUUCAGCUUCAAGAGAAGCAGAGAACGCUCAGGAUCAGCCAUGAUGCCUUGAUGGCAAAUGGAGAUGAGCUAAACCAGCAGCUUAAGGAGCAGCGUUUGAAGUGCUGCAGUCUGGAGAAGCAGUUGCAUGCGGUGCGGUUUUCGGAAAGAAGAGUGGAGGAGCUGCAGGAUAGAAUUAAUGAUUUAGAAAAGGAGCGAGAACUUUUAAAGGAAAACUAUGAUAAACUUUAUAACAGCGCCUUCGGUGCUGCCCACGAAGAGCAGUGGAGGGUAAAGGAGCAGCAGAUGAAAGUGCAGAUCGCUCAGCUUGAAACUGCCUUAAAAUCGGACCUGACCGACAAAACCGCCGUCCUCGACAAACUAAAGACUGAGAGAGGACCCUUAAUAAACCAAAAUGAGAAGCUUGUGCAAGAGAACAGAGAGCUCCAGCACCAGUGUCUGCAGCAGAGGCAGCAGCUGGACGAGCUGAGAAGCCGCAUGAGGUUUUUCCACCAGGAGAGUGAUAUUAAUGCUGAUGACUUGAGUGAAGCUCUUCUGCUUAUCAAGGCUCAGAAAGAACAAAAAAAUGGAGACCUCUCAUUUUUAGAAAAAGUGGACAGCAAAAAUAAUAAAGAUCUAGAACAUUCCAUGAAAGAGCUGCAAGCAACUCAUGCAGAAACAGUACAAGAACUUGAAAAGACAAGAAAUAUGCUAAUUAUGCAACAUAAGAUCAAUAAAGAUUAUCAGAUAGAAGUUGAGGUGGUGACUCAGAAGAUGGAAAAUUUGCAGCAAGAUUAUGAACUCAAAGUGGAACAAUAUGUUCAUCUUCUUGAUAUCAGGGCUGCACGCAUCCAAAAGCUUGAAGCCCAGUUAAAGGAUAUUGCCUAUGGCACUAAGCAGUACAAAUGUAAACCAGAAAUCAUGCCGGACGACUCUGUUGAUGAAUUUGAUGCAGCCAUCCACCUGGAACGAGGAGAAAACCUAUUUGAAAUCCACAUCAACAAAGUCACCUUUUCUUCUGAAGUCCUGCAGGCAUCUGGUGACAAAGAGCCUGUCACUUUCUGUACCUAUGCUUUCUAUGACUUUGAACUGCAGACAACUCCCAUAGUUCAAGGCCUUCAUCCAGAAUAUAACUUCACUUCUCAGUAUCUUGUCCAUGUAAAUGACUUAUUUUUGCAGUAUAUUCAGAAGAACACUGUCACUCUGGAGCUUCACCAAGCCUACAGCACAGACUAUGAAACAAUUGCAGCAUGUCAGUUGAGAUUCCAUGAGAUUCUAGAAAAAAGCGGCCGAAUAUUUUGCACAGCAAGUUUAGUUGGAACUAAAGGAGACACCCCAGAUUUUGGCACAGUAGAAUACUGGUUCCGAUUAAGAGUUCCCAUGGACCAAGCAAUCCGACUUUAUCGAGAGCGGGCAAAGGCAUUAGGAUACAUAACAUCAAAUUUUAAGAAGCCAGAGAAAAUGCAGUUGUUGAGUCAGCAAGCACCCACAACUGCGCAGAUCAGUUCAACAGAUUCCACAGAUGGCAGCUUAAAUGAACUUCACAUUACAGUAAGAUCUUGCAGCAACCUACAGUCCCGAGUGAGCCACCUGCAGCCACACGCAUAUGUUGUGUACAAGUUUUUUGAUUUUCCAGACCAUGACACAGCCAUCAUUCCCAGUAGCAAUGAUCCGCAGUUUGAUGACCACAUGUGUUUCCCAGUGCCAAUGAAUAUGGAUUUGGAUCGAUACCUUAAGUCAGAGUCUCUGGGUUUUUAUGUGUUUGAUGAUAGUGAUACCCAGGAAAAUAUUUACAUAGGGAAAGUCAGUGUGCCUCUGAUCUCACUGGCACAUGACAGGUGUAUCUCAGGGAUAUUUGAGUUAAUGGAUAAUGAAAAGCAUUCUGCAGGAACCAUCCAAGUUAUAUUGAAAUGGAAAUUCACCUACCUUCCACCAAGUGGAUCAAUAACUACUGAAGACCUAGGAAAGUUCAUAUACAGAGAAGAGCCAGAGGUUGUUCAGAAACUACCUCCAACAUCUUCGGGUGUUACGUCAGUUGUAGCACCAAAACCUAAACCAAGACAGCGUUUAACACAUGUGGACAAAAAGGUCUCUUUUGUGGAUACCAUGCCGCACCUGAGUCCUGAGACUUCUCCUCCUCCUCCUCCUUCUAAGGAUAUAAAGGAUAAUUCUCCAGAAAUGGAACACAUACCAGAAACAGAAAAUACUAUACCAACAGUUACAUAUACUUCCAAGGAAAGUGUGGCUGAGGUAGAAAAACACGUAGAGAAAACGCAACAAGGAAAAGAAGAGGAUAUCUCUUUCCUCUCUGAGGGUCAGCUUGCAUCACAAAGUGUGGCUUCCUCUGAAGAUGACACAGAAGUAACAGAAGACCUGGAACCUGAAGAUGAGGACAGGUCAGCUUCUGACAGUGAUGACUGUAUCAUCUCAGGUUCUGUCUCCGAGGAUAGCAGACAGCCAUCAGAGGAAAUUCAGAUUGAGAUCAUAGCUCUGAGCCUUAAUGAUUCUCGAAUAACCAGGGAUGACACUAUCCAACGGCUGUUCAUUGAGUGUCGGUUCUACAGUCUUCCUGCUGAAGAGACACCUGUAUCACUGCCAAAACCCAAGAAUGGUCAGUGGGUCUACUAUAACUACACCAAUGUGAUCUACCUGGAUAAAGAAAACAACCCAGUGGAGAGAGACAUGUUAAAAGCCAUACUGCAAAGACAAGAGCUUCCUCACAGAAGGUACUUACAGCAAGUUCACAUAAAUGUGCGCUUCACCGUGGUCAGUGACCCUCCUGAGGAUGAACAGGACCUAGAGUGUGAGGACAUCGGUAUUGCUCAUGUUGACCUCAUUGAUGUGUUUCAGAAAGGGAGAGACAUCACCCAACAGGACAUUGAUGUUGUUGAUGCCCGAGCAGAUGGAGGGAGCAUCGGCAAGCUGAAGGUGACUGUGAAGGCACUCCGGGCCCUACGCUCUGUCUACGAGCAAUACAGAGAGGUCUUGGAGGCUUGAGAGAAGGCCUCCUACUUCUGAGAAAAUGCCACAUGAAAGCUCCAGGAUGAGAUUUUGAAUAAUCACUCUGGUGUAUGUAAUCUAUAAUUCAUGGGAGCUGAGGGGGAGUGCCUAGGCUUGAAUGUUCAAGUUUUGUUUAGGUUUUUUUUGUUUGUUUAUUUUUCUAUCCCUUCUUUCCCAUGACUGCCACCCCUUAGGACUUGAGUGCUCCUCAGUGGGCUACCUUCUCAAUAAUUUAUAUCAACAUGAUAGAAUGAAAUAUCUAUUUACAUUUGCAACAUUUUCUUACGAAGAACUGGGAGUAGUUUCCAUUUUUAUUUUUCAUAAGGAAAAGCUAAAUCUUAGGAAACCUAUGAAAAAGAAAUACUUUUUAUGUUAUCCCUAAUCAUCCCACUAAAUGGAAAGCCACUGAUUAGCCUCAUUAAGACUUUUAUACUGUGAAGAUUUUAUUAGAAGCAAUAUAUGAAAAUUACUUGGAUUAAUGUGUUAAUCUUCUUCUUUAAAAUGCUAAUAUCCACUUUAUGCACAUUAAAGCUCAGUAUGCAUUUUCUUUGA
This is a messenger RNA of Onychomys torridus (southern grasshopper mouse), 4583 nucleotides long. It is a transcript of the gene Rpgrip1l, whose product is annotated as RPGRIP1 like. Gene Ontology annotation, molecular function: thromboxane A2 receptor binding. Gene Ontology annotation, biological process: non-motile cilium assembly; retinal rod cell development. Bases 186 to 4028 code for a protein of 1280 amino acids. The transcript has 27 exons. The record is from RefSeq and is a predicted model, not a curated record. Lineage: Eukaryota; Metazoa; Chordata; Mammalia; Rodentia; Cricetidae. Gene Ontology annotation, cellular component: photoreceptor connecting cilium.